AUGAACAAGCACAACAGAGAGGAGGUUCUGCAGAAAGCCGAAAAGGAUUUAGUCGCAGUGGCAGAUCAGUUCAUGGUCUGGCUGAUUAAGGAGCUGCAAGGGACUGAUUUUUGGAUGCUACGACAAGCAUACUCGCCUGGGAUACAAGAGCGUGUUGAAGCUGCAACCUUCUCUUGCAAAUUUAACUGGAGAGAUGAUGCUGGAGGCAAUUGUGCUGGUGAAGUUGAUGUUGCUGAGAAGACAUGCAAGUUUGUGCUUGAAAUUUACAGGGAACUGACUCCGGUUUGUCCCCUUUAUGGAUGA
Fragaria vesca subsp. vesca is the source of this 303-nucleotide messenger RNA. RefSeq lists its product as uncharacterized. The record is from RefSeq and is a predicted model, not a curated record. The transcript is spliced from 3 exons. NCBI's taxonomy places the organism in Eukaryota, Viridiplantae, Streptophyta, Magnoliopsida, Rosales, Rosaceae. The coding region runs from base 1 to 303 and encodes 100 amino acids.